Messenger RNA from Corapipo altera (White-ruffed manakin), 3032 nucleotides. RefSeq names its product fibroblast growth factor 10 (gene FGF10). Gene Ontology annotation, cellular component: cytoplasm. Gene Ontology annotation, molecular function: growth factor activity; type 2 fibroblast growth factor receptor binding; chemoattractant activity. Lineage: Eukaryota; Metazoa; Chordata; Aves; Passeriformes; Pipridae. Bases 1021 to 1656 code for a protein of 211 amino acids. The record is from RefSeq and is a predicted model, not a curated record. Gene Ontology annotation, biological process: positive regulation of epithelial cell proliferation; positive regulation of epithelial cell migration; positive regulation of gene expression. The transcript has 3 exons.
AGAAGAACGCUUUAGGAGCAAUUAGCAGCGAGCCGAAGGCGGCGGCUGCAGUGGCCGCCGCAGCCCGGGAGGAAGCGAGGGCAGCUUCGCAGCAGGCACCGCUCGCUCCAGCUGCAAAAAGGUUUCAGAUGUCCCACCGCUGCCUGACCCCCUGCAAAUAAGGGCUGACCACCAGAGGCACAUCCCACCUCUGACUUUUAAUCGCUGACAUUUAGGCUACAGCUUCCAACCUGUUUACAACCAAAAGGGGAGAGAAAGGAAAGGAAGGGCGGGGGGAACAAGUUGCGAUUUCUCCCUCUCUUUCUCUGGAUUUUUUUUUUCUUUUAAUACUGUUCUGGAGAAUUCAAAGCAAAACAAAGAAACUUCCUCCUCUGGGGUUGUCAGUGAGAAAAGGACGAGUUGUGCAACUGGUUUGGGUUUUGCAAAAAGACAAGAGGGUGGGGAUCAGAAGAAGGUGCAAAGCCACAAAGUGUGAGUGUGUGUGUGUAAAGGUGCAUAUGUGAAAAAGCUAUUCCGCACCCCUCUCCGUUGGUUAUUAUUUAUUUUUGUUAUUGCUGUUGUUGUUGACUUUGCUGUCAUCUAUUUUUCAGACCUUUCUGCAUCUAAGAUAGUGAAGAAAGGAGUGAGGAAGUGAACAAAAUAACUCCUGGGAAGUCUCAAACAAGGUUGGGGAGUGUGUGUGUAUGUGGGGGGGUGGGGAAGGGAAAAAGGAAAGAGGAUUAACCACAGCAACACCACCACCACCCCCCCCCAAAAAAAAAAAACCAAAACAAAAAAACACACAACCAACAGCUCUUUUUUUCUGAGGGAGGACUCGAAGGAUUAAAAGGCAGCAACUUCUGAGGCGAUUUGUCCCCUGAGUUAUGGAUGUUGGUGCACUUACUUCAGGCCUGAUCAGAGCUCAGAGGGAUCUAACCAGAAGCAGCAACAACCGUCUCUCCACUUGCCUUUUACCAGGUUUUACCCUUCCAGUAUGUUUCAUUUGAUAAGACAUUUUCCAGCGCCCAGAGUUUCAGUACAAUGUGCAAAUGGAUACUGACAAAUGGUGCCUCAGCCUUUUCCCACCUGCCUUGUUGCUGCUUGCUGCUGCUCUUCUUGGUGUCUUCUGUGCCUGUCACCUGCCAUGACCUCGGCCAGGACAUGCUGUCCCCGGAGGCCACCAACUCUUCUUCAUCAUCAUCCUCCUUCCCCUCGUCCUUCUCCUCUCCUUCCAGUGCGGGGAGACACGUGCGGAGCUACAAUCACCUUCAAGGAGACGUGCGCAAGAGGAAGCUCUACUCUUACAACAAGUAUUUUCUCAAGAUCGAGAAGAACGGCAAGGUCAGCGGCACCAAGAAGGAGAACUGCCCCUUCAGCAUAUUGGAGAUAACAUCUGUAGAAAUUGGAGUUGUGGCAGUUAAGUCUAUUAAGAGCAACUACUAUUUAGCCAUGAACAAAAAAGGAAAAGUCUACGGCUCUAAGGAGUUUAAUAGUGAUUGCAAAUUGAAGGAAAGAAUAGAAGAAAAUGGAUAUAACACAUACGCAUCCUUAAAUUGGAAGCACAAUGGAAGGCAAAUGUUUGUGGCUCUGAAUGGGAGGGGAACCACAAAGAGAGGACAGAAAACAAGAAGGAAAAACACUUCUGCUCACUUUCUUCCCAUGGUGGUCAUGUCAUAGAUGAACAAGCUAUUUCUUUGAUGAAGCUGAACCAAAGACUGUUAUGUCAAGAAUAUUUGGUAAUUCUCUUAAAGGGUAAAAGCAGAGAAAUAGCCCAGACAUCUAUCUGCAUGUUUGAAAUGAGAGCAGGGGAAGCCUUUGAAGGUUUUGUACUUAUUGCUAGCACAUGAAAUACCUUUAUUUAGUUUGUUGUCGUAUCUUAUAAUCAAAAUGCAAGCUGGAUCAAAGGGGAUGGAAUUUAUUGCCAGUGUGAACAUUUUUUUUUUUUUUUAAUCACUGCAACAGACCUUGAUGGACAUAAGACAAUCUGUUGCGUGAUCUUCAUGGGGAAUGCUAUUUAUGGAAUACUAACUCAUAUCAAAGUCCUUAAUUGCUCAUUCAAGCCUAAUGAUUCAAUGAACAGUUAGACACGCAAGCAUUUACUGGAAGCACUUGGGUCAUAUGCACAAAUAAUGACAUUUCUGGAGAAGCCUUUUGGAAGAAUGGAUAGGAUAAGCAAAGUAGUAUAUAACUGUUCUAACAAAAUGAAUAGUAUGGUUUGCUUGUAUGUUCUAAAUUUGUUUCUUUUUAUUUCUCUCUAAGUUAUUUAUUUAAUAGGAUGUUAAAUAUCUUUUUUAUUUGAAAUAUUUUCCUCAUUUGCUUCUUUGUUAUUUUCCCUUUUUCUUAGUACUUCACAGAGAGGUUGAUAGAGUAAGAUGUCAAAACCUCAGAAGUACUCUGAGAAUAGGUAUUAGACAAGGCUUUAAAGGCAGAAUUUAAAGUGUAUACUCCGUCUUUUUUCUAGACUAUCUUGCACUUAAGCAAAAGACCAAACAAGCAGUGCUUGGAUUUAUGGUAUUGGCUUCUUUAUAUUGGAGAAAUUUUUGUAGUUAUAAGCACUCAAGAACAAACUUCAAAAAAUACUUUGUUCAAAGGGUCUUUCUGCUAUUUUGAAAUUGAGAGGAGGGACCACAUCUGUACUUGGAUGUCAAUGCAUCUGUGUGUAUAUUCAGCUGACUUUGAUUUCAGUUUGGAGCUAGGAUCUAACGCAUCGCAAUCAGCGUGAUAUUCUGUAGCACACAUUGGGCUGGAACCUAGAUGUGGACAGCCCUGUUACAGUCACUGAGAUUACAAAUGUUGAAAUUAAACACUAGUGUGUAAUUCCUAAGUAUAACAUUUGGCCUCUGAAAGCUAAGCAAGAAGGCAACACAGUCCUUCACUCCUUAUUCAGAUAAUGCUCUCAUUCACCUAUUUGCCAUUGGUACCAACUCGUAGAAUCACAUGCAUAUAGUGAGAGCAAUAUCUAAUUCAGGACUGAGAGACAGAAGAUCCAAAAUCAUGCUCAUCCAUUUUUCAGAGAUUAUUACUCACAUGUAUAUUAUAUAUGAGAGCCAACA